Scheffersomyces stipitis CBS 6054 is the source of this 4242-nucleotide messenger RNA. It is a transcript of the gene SKI3, whose product is annotated as SKI complex subunit tetratricopeptide repeat protein. Lineage: Eukaryota; Fungi; Ascomycota; Pichiomycetes; Serinales; Debaryomycetaceae. Gene Ontology annotation, molecular function: protein binding. The record is from RefSeq and is a predicted model, not a curated record. The transcript has a single exon. Bases 1 to 4242 code for a protein of 1413 amino acids. Gene Ontology annotation, cellular component: Ski complex.
AUGUCGAGUGUCAAGAAGGCACUCAAGUUGGCUAAAAGCGCAAUCGAUCUGGGUGAUGCGGAAUUGGCCCACGAGCACAUUCAGGAUGCGCUCAGAACUGAUCCUGAGUCCUACUUUGCCUAUGUAUUUCUCGGAAAGGCAUACCAGUUAGAAAAUGAUAUAGCCAAUGCCAAUAAAGCUUUCGAAAGAGCGACUCAGUUGGAGCCAGAGAAUAUGUUGGCUUGGAGGGGAUAUUUGCAGAGCGUUAAAAGCGAGUCUGAUUAUGCGCUUUUUUUCAAGGUUGUCACUCAAUUGAUACGAUUACAAGUAGAUCAAGGUUUUUCUAUAGCAGAAACCAUAAAGGAUAUCCGAAACUACUUGGCUGUGCAAAAGUACAAGAAGAACCCAGUUCUCCAUGAAAUGUAUCUCCGGCAAUUAAAACCGGGAGCUGAGCUAGCCGAACUUGUUGGUUCAGCUCUUGGAAAUCCUGUUGAUAAUCUUCGAGACUUGAUCAAGUUGACAGCCAAGAAGUUGGAAGUUGAGGUAACGCACAAAUCGGCAAAAGAAAGAGUGAAGUAUGGUAGGAGAUUGACAGCAAACCAGCAGCUCAAGAUGGACAACUUCCAAUGGGCCAUCUAUAAGAAUACAGACUUAGAGUCGUUGUACGAAAUGUAUCUCAAUAUAGGCACAAAUGACGACCAGAGAAGAAUCUUUGAGGAUGAUUUGUUGAAUUUCAGGUACCAACUUCUCAAAGUUUGCCCUGAGAAGAAAGAAUUGUUGCACAAGAUCCAGGAGAUGGUAGAUGGCAUGGCGUUGGUGAGGACGUCGAGUCGUGUUUGCUGGAACUUAUAUUUUGAAUGGCUCGAUAUCCAAAACAUAGCUGAUCUUCAUGAAAGAAAUGUCAUAUAUUACUUAAAUCACUUCCCUGGUGAUGGAUUAGGGAUCGUACUCUAUGCCUACGCAUUAAGUGACAUAUCGCCUUUCAACAAGAAUGUAAUCAUCAAUAGUGUCAAAAGUCACGAUUCAUUCACCUCGACCAAAGAGCAGAAGACUAGUAAACGUAAAAAGAGAUACGAAGCCGCGACAGAAGUGGAAUCAAAUACAAAACCAGGCAAAGAUAGAGAUCCUUAUGACAUUAGUCAAUUCUACCUAUCUUCAGAGGAAGUGAUAUCUUUCAUGUUAAAAGGCUAUGACUGUUCCAAACAGUCAGUGUUGGCCAUCAGAAUCAUUAUUGAAUUUUAUAUUCGUUCCCGAAACUUUCCAGAAGCAACUAAGAAGUGCAAAGAGGGUAUUCGUCUUCUUGCUGAUUUACAGAGAAGCUUUGGUAUCAAUUUGAAGAAUUCCAGAGAACAUAUCUUGUCCUCUUUAGCUGACAUAUACACCCAGCAAGAUACUCCAAAGAACUUCAACAAAGCCCUUGAAUUGUACAACAAAAUCUUGGAUUUUAGUCCUGAUAGCGUUAAUGCCAGAGUUGGCAAGGGUUUGAUUUUGAUUGAGAACGGCAAAUACGCUGAAUCAAAGAUGUUGUUAGAAGGCGUAGUUCAGAAACACCAAGACAAUGUCGUGGCUCAGGUCGAAUACUAUUGGUGUCUGAUCUUGCUAAAUGACCACGAAUCUGGAAGAAAAGGCUUGUAUUCUGCGUUGGAAAAGAUCAAUGGAGUAGAUAAUCUAAGUAAAGAAAGGAGGUCUGUUAUCCGAUGGAGAAUAGCUCAAAGUUACUACGUUGAAGACAGCCUGAACGCUCAUAAUCUUUCAAAUGCUUAUUCUGUCUUGAUAGAGGCUCUUAAGGACUCUCGAUCAUAUGCCCCAAUAUACACUUUGUUGGGAAUCUUGUUUAAGGACUACUAUUCCGAUUCUGCUCGUGCCCAAAGAUGUUUUUACAAAGCAUUUGAGUUGGACUACGGGGAAACUACGGCUGCCAAGUAUAUCGUAGAAGAAUUAUCUUCUAAGGAUGAGUGGGGUCUAGCUCAAACCAUCUGUGAAAGAAUCGUUAACUCUGAGGAUGCCAUGGAACUGAUUCUGAAAUCUGCUAAAGAUAACAAGGAUAGAUCCUGGCCAUAUAGAGUAUUAGGUUACUGUGGUCUUAAUAGGCAAAGCGAUUAUGGCACCGUUGAAUGGUUACAGAAUGCAUUGCGGAUUGAUUCGACGGACUACGAAUGUUGGACUGCUUUGGGCGAAGCGUACCUUAACUGUGGACGACUUGAAGCUGCUGUCAAAGUCUUGCAGUUUUCGUUGUCUCUCAAUGAAGGGGCCUGGGAAACCAAGUACUUGUUGGGUAUUGCUCAUUGUUCAAUCUUUGAAUUUGAUGAAGGAAUCAAGCACUUAGUAGAAGCUUUGGAAUAUAACCCUGGUCAAGAAUGUAUCUUGAAUGCUAUCUAUGAAUCUUAUUUGGAAAAUACCCAUUACUUAUUGUUUAAUGGCUUUCUGAGAAGAGCGAUUCUGUCCAAUUUUGAAACUAUCAAAUAUCUUCAAUUGCUGGUAAUGCAAAAUAAAGAUUCGCAAAGCUUAUGGAAAGCAUUGGCAGAAUGCUUUCAAUUCUACUUGACGGUAAGAGAAAAGAUAGGUUCAUUCCCAAUAGACUUCAUGGAGUCCUUAUUUGGAACAGUCAAUUUUGAUACCCCAACUAAUGAUGUUCUUGCCAAGCUUGAAGAUAAGGAAUCCUCUAACUUAUCCUACAACGUCUCCUUGUUCAAUUCUGGAAAACGGGAGGAGGCAAUUUGUAACUUUAUGAUCAUGAGCUCCAAAGCAGCAGUUCAAUUCUUGACCAAUAAGCCGAAUCGUUCUGUCAGUGCGGCUGCUUACUACAACCUUGGAUUAUCAUACUCUGAAGCUUUCCAAUUGACGGAUAUCGCUGCUUAUAGAGACAACGCAAUUAUUGUUCUCAAGAAAGCAAUUCAAUUGGAAGAUACGAACGCUUCUUUCUGGACAGCUUUGGGUAGUGUGUAUGUUACAUCCAAUGUCAGAAUCUCCCAACAUUGUUUUAUCAUGGCCUGUGAAAUUGAUGGAAGGGAUGUUAUUGUUUGGACCAACUUGGCUGCUUUGUACUUGUAUGUGGGCGAUUAUGAAUUGGCAAAUGAAUGUUUCUUGAGAGCGCAGGCAGCAGAACCACUAGAAACAAAUCCAUUGUUGGGUCAAGCUUUGGCAGCUGAUGCUAUGGGUGACGAGAGCUUGGCUGCCAAAAUCUUCAGCCAUGCUUUCUCUACCUCUAGAGGAAGGUCACCGUUGGCUUUGGUUUUGUAUGGUUUGUCUGUUUUGCAAAGGAGAAUUGACGAUAUAGAUCCCACCGAUUAUGCUGCCUCACUAGAGUUUAGUCUUGCCAACGAAGCACUAUUGACUUACUUGAAGUAUGCUCCAGAUGACGUGUUUGCUUUAGAAGCUGCAGCUACCAUCGCUGAAAGAUGUAAAAGUUACGAUGUUGCUGUUACGGUUGGUGAACGCUUAUGUACAAUCCUUGAAGCUAAGUACGAGGAAACUGAAGAUGAACAGACAUUGGUCAAAUACGCUUCUUCCAAGUCCCAGUUGGCCAGACUCUAUCUAGGAAUGCUUGAAUACCAGAAAGCACUUGAUUGUGCUGAAAAUGCUAUCGAGUUGAUUGGAGAUCUGACUGAGGACGCUGAAUUGAGCAAGAUUGAAUUAUCAUCGAGAAUUGUUCUUGGAUUGAGUUGGUUCUUUAAUGAUGAAUUCGAGCUAGCUCUUAAAGAGCUUAGGUCUAUACUUUCCGACCACGGUAACACCAGAAGCAUUGCUAUACUUGUAGCACAAAUACUCUACGCCUACGGCAGUGAAGAGACAAAGCUGGCAGCAUUGGACCAGCUCUUUUCGUAUAUUGAAGAGAAUGGUUCUUCGCUUGCAGUAGUAUUGACGUUGGGAGCCAUGUGCGUGGGCGACAAUAUCGAGGAGUACCUUUUACCAGUCAAGGAGGAAUUGGUUGGUAUUCUGUUGGAAGAUGUUAUCCGCGAUACACAUAGAGACAUUCCUCGAUUGAUCAGCGAAAUCAACAAGCGAAUCGACGGUGUUUCAGGCAACAACGACUAUCUUUGGCAGAGGAAUGCCGUUUUGUUCCCAUCUGAAUACGAAGUGUGGAAGAAACUCAAUAGUACUAUGGCUGUCAGUGUGGCUGCGUUAGAAAAGUCCAAGGUCAGUGCUUCCCAGGCUAGUGAAGCACAUCUUUUGGGUGGCUCUUUGCGUGAACUUCAGAGAAGUAUGAUCCUAGCUCCAAAUCUGGCUAUUGCUUCUCAAGCUUUCCAGAAGAUGUUUGCCUAG